AUGUCCACAAAAGUUGUAGAUGGCUUGUGGCUUUGUUUCCGUCCAUCUUUUGCUCGGCUUGUCUCCCCAUCAUCGUCCUUGCCAUUAUGGCCUAAGGCACCAAAUUUUCGCAGCCAUAAAGUGUCUCGAAGGCUAGUCUCAUCAGGGACGAAAUUGCAGCCACAUCCUGCAGCAUUACCCAGUCAUUCGACCAGAUCAGCACAUUCUCCCAGCGAGAAUGAAAUUUCCAAUUUUGACAAAGAAGCUGACAGUUGGCCGGAGGGUAUUUGCGAACCUGAAGAACCUCUACCAACAGGAUUUGAUUUCGAAGAGUUGAAACAGGCAAGGGAAUGGGUACGACGCGAAAAUGUCGGCCCCAGCUAUGAACUCCGACAAAAGAACGUGAAGACACUGGAGUCCUUAUUGAACACUGUUGUUGGGGAGCGACCGAACCAUAUAGCUGCGCUGCGGAUUUUGCGUGAGUUAAUCGAACGUCGAAAUAUCAAACCACAGCUUAAGCACUACCGCGCAAUGAUGUUAGCAAAUGCCGAUUCAUCGUCUGGCUCAGCCUUGCAUGUGAAGAGUAUUCUGCAAGAAAUGGAAAUGCUUGGAAUCACCCUAGAUUCGGGGACCUUACAUGCAGCAUUAAGAGCUCUUGCUGUUCAUCCGGAUUAUCUAAUUCGCCAAGAGAUUCUUCUUACUCUUCGAGACCAAUGGCUAACACUUGAUCCGGCAGGUUGGCAUAGUGUUGUAAUUGGUCUCCUACGGGAGAGGCAAUAUGAACUCGCCCUUGAUAAUAUUGAGGAAAUGGAGGCACAGGGUAUCCAAGUCAAGCCAUGGCUGUAUGCAUUAACCAUUUAUAAUUUGGCGGAUGCCGAAGAGUACGACGAAGUGUUGAAUCUAAUGCAACCCCGCAUAACAGCAGGACAACACCUUUCAACAAAUUUGUGGUUUCAUUUGCUUGACAAGGCCAGCUCUGCAAUGCACAAAGCCCUAACAUCUUAUAUCUGGAAACAACAAGUUCAGCGCGGGCAUAUAAUACCUUCUUACGGGGUUUGCAAUAAUGUCCUUGCAAUAUGUGCUCGCACAGGAGACGUUGAAUUGGCAAUUUCGGUAUUUGAAAUCUUAGACCAACGGAAGGCUAUAAUCUCUUUAGAUAACUACGAGUCGCUGCUUGACACGUAUGUUAUGGCUGGGGACUUUGACUCUGCCGUUCGCGUCCUGUGCACUAUGGAGAAUGCCAAUCUUGGAAUUAGUGAACCCUCCACCCGUCUUCUUUUGUCCGCUGCGCUUCGGUCCGACAUCAAAGCUCAAGAUCUGUGGCGGACUCUGAAGGCGCUGCGGACCGAAGAAAACAGACUUGUACCAGUGGUGGCUGCAAACAUUGCCAUUCAGCUAUGUGCUAAAAGGGGUAACAUCGAGGAAGCAAUGGAUAUUUAUCGUGAAUUGCAUAUCGUAUGCUGCUCUGGCCCUAGCUCAGCUACAUUCGACGCCCUUUUCGGUGCUUGUCGCAAAUCUCAACGCACAGACAUGAUCAGCUUCUUUCUACAGGAAAUGCAGCUACUCAACAUUUUGCCAACCCAGUCUACAUACGAAAUACUGAUUGUUUUGUGUGUAGACCUGAAACAUUUUGAAAUAGCUCAUAGAUAUUUGCUUGAGAUGGCGCAGUCUGGGUUCUCCUUGACGGAGGCUUCAAAACGGUAUAUCAGGAUGAAAUGUGCACAGUCGGACCUCACCGCCGCAAACGCUCUACGACAUGAUAUCCUAGUCAGAAAGCCAGUACAGAGGGGAUACAGAAAGUUGACCGCCAACACAUCCAUGGUCAGCGUAGGAGCUAGUGUUGGACGUACAAACACAUCCCAACAGUCGAUGACGCCGAUGGAUCAAGAAAAGGAUUAA
This is a messenger RNA of Ophidiomyces ophidiicola, 1878 nucleotides long. RefSeq lists its product as uncharacterized. The transcript has 2 exons. Lineage: Eukaryota; Fungi; Ascomycota; Eurotiomycetes; Onygenales; Onygenaceae. Gene Ontology annotation, molecular function: protein binding. The coding region runs from base 1 to 1878 and encodes 625 amino acids. The record is from RefSeq and is a predicted model, not a curated record.